Owenia fusiformis is the source of this 1376-nucleotide messenger RNA. The record is from the annotation of a GenBank genome assembly. NCBI's taxonomy places the organism in Eukaryota, Metazoa, Annelida, Polychaeta, Sabellida, Oweniidae.
CAGUCGAGAGAGCAUCUCCUAAACAGACACAAGCAUAAUCUAAAGUCACCAUGCCUGUUCCUCAGAGAAGACUUAAUGGUGUAACCCAGUCUCUAUGGGUCAUUGUGGUGGUUAUUUUGGCCUUGGUGCCAAAAACUGAAAGCAUCACCGUUGCAGAAAAACAAGCGAUCAAGAAAGGCUUGCAAACUGGGAAAGAGAUUUUGGGUUUAAUAGCAGACCAUAAAUUUCAUGAAACAUUAACAAAAGUUGCGACAGAGGUAAAAGGGUUCCUUGGCGCUUUGGGUCCAUUCAUUGGCCUUGUUAUGACAUUCGUGCCAUCUGCAGAUUCAGCAGAGUUGGAAUUCAUGAAAAAUAUGAUGACAGAAAUUGACAACCACUUCGACCGAGUAGAUUCCCGCUUUAAUGAUGUUGAACGGUUAAUUAAGUGGACUGAAACAGCUGUUAAAUUUGGGGAAAUAGAAACAGCACUCAAUGCUUUGGAGGAAGAAUAUCGUCUUUUUUAUAAAAGUACUGCGUCGUCAGAAAACGUGAAAGAGUUAUUUAUAAAGAGAUACGACAGCAAUUAUAGGCUUGCAGGCACAAAAUUGUACCAGGCAUUAGUUAACCCAGGAGGCACCUUCAAUGAAAAUCUUGGACAGGCCGUUAUGAGGUACACAAAAAAUGACCGCAAGAAGACAGAAGAUUUUCUUCUUGGAAUUUUUGAUAUGAUUUUCCAAGCAAUUCGACUUGAAGCUGGUUAUCACGAAAUGAUUGGUUUUACAACCAUAAAAGAAGAAAGGAAUAAAGAAUGGGAAACACGAGUACAAAAAGUAAGAGAGAAACAAGACGAGAUUGACGUUGCUGUUAUGAAUAGUUACCAUGCCCAGUCUAAAGAUGAAAUAUUAGAUUAUGCCAGGGAUAAUUCCGGAAUGAGUAAUGAACAAUUAAGUAAAGGAUUGUUGAGUUUACUUGAGAAAAAAUAUUAUUGGCGGGUGUGGUUUGUUUUAAUUUACAAUCCGAUUACUGGUUCAAAUAAGCAUACAGUGAAAGUAUGCGACGGACAUUUAUUAUUUCGACAAUACGGACGUAACAUCGUUAUAGCAAGCAAGGACAAAGCGCAACCAAACAUGAAUCUGGAUAACGCUAAGAGAGAAUUGCAGAAGUUUUCCUAUAGACUUGUUCCUGGACCCUUCCGUGGCUACCUAAAGCAAACCUUCUAUGGCAAUACAAGACUGUCUAGCCUCUACAAUGCCGAAGAAUACUUCAACAAAGCUGAUAAAACAAGUUGCUGUGGAUUUGCUGUCGUGGAUAAAAAUGCUAAUGUAUUUUACAAAGCCAGUGAGAACAGAGUAGCAAACCGUGAUUUUUUUGCAUAUAAAAUGUUCAUGUUUGGUUAA